UCCUUCCCGGUGCUUCCCGGGUUUGUUUUUUUUGUCCUUCCCGGAUAUUGCCGGUCCUUCCUGGUCCUUCCCGGUUCUUUCCCGCUCCCUUCCCGGUCCUUCUUGGCUCCUUCCCGUUCCUUCCCCGUUCUUCCCGGCCCUUCCCGGUCGUUCCCAGUCCCAGCCCGGUUCUUCCCGGUCCUUCUUGGCCCUAUCCCGGUCCUUCCUGCAGGUUCGGAUCCCGCUCCGGCGGCGCUGCGGUGACACCGGAGGGCACUCGGGCCCCCGCAGCGCCGGCCAUGGACGAGCGGAGGAAGAAGCGGAGCCCCAAAACCUGCCUGGCUCAGCCCGCGCCCCCCGGAGCCCCGCGGCCGCUGCCCCCGAGCAAAAGCGCGUCCUUCGCGCUGCCGCUGCCCACGCUGCCCUCGCCCCGCCAGCGGCCGCGGCCCCGCCGGUCAGUGCGGCCGGGGGACACCCGGGGGACCCCGCUCGGAGCCCCCCGGGCGAUGCCAACGCCGCGUUCCCCGCGCAGGACGAGCAAGGAGCGGCUGCGGGCGGCUCCGGGGGGCUCCCGGGGGGCUCCGCUGCAGCACAGCUUCCUCACCGAUGUGUCGGACGUGUGCGAGAUGGAGGGGGGGCUGCUCAGCCUCCUCAGCGAUUUCCACUCGGGGAAGCUGCAGGCGUUCGGGAAGGAGUGCUCGUUCGAGCAGCUGGAGCACGUGCGGGAGAUGCAGGAGAAGCUGGCGCGGCUGCACUUCGGGCUGGACGGGUGCGUGGAGGAGCUCCCCGAGGAGCAGAAAAAGGCAGCGGCCGACAGGAACCUGGACCAGCUGCUGGCACACCUCGAAGAGCUCAGCAGCUCCAUACAGAAGCUGCACCUGGCCGAGAGCUCGGACCCCGAGGACGCGGCGGCCUGACCCCGGCCCUGUCCCUGUCCCUGUCCCAUCCCUGUCCCCUCUGUCCCUGUCCCCGCCAUGGCGGCCCCGGUCGCGGCCCGAUGACGUCAUCAGGCGGUGCCGGUGCGGGUGUCAUGGCGGCCGCGCUGGUGCCGCGGAACGGGGCCGAGGCCGAGGGAUGGCGGCGGCUCCUCCGCGCCGUGACCCGGCUGCAGGUGCGGAACGGG
Messenger RNA from Malurus melanocephalus (red-backed fairy wren), 1102 nucleotides. It is a transcript of the gene CCDC28B, whose product is annotated as coiled-coil domain containing 28B. NCBI's taxonomy places the organism in Eukaryota, Metazoa, Chordata, Aves, Passeriformes, Maluridae. The transcript is spliced from 5 exons. Bases 279 to 896 code for a protein of 205 amino acids. The record is from RefSeq and is a predicted model, not a curated record.